Molecule: messenger RNA, 3949 nt
Organism: Scleropages formosus (Asian bonytongue)
Lineage: Eukaryota; Metazoa; Chordata; Actinopteri; Osteoglossiformes; Osteoglossidae
Exons: 21
Coding region: 232-3648 (1138 amino acids)
Source: RefSeq, a predicted model, not a curated record
UAGAACGGAAACCCGGGGCGGUGCGGCACUCGUGGGAUUUUCACUGCACUCGCAUCGUGGUAUCCAGUCACAGGUCGUUCGGGGAGGGCCGAGCCUCAGCAGGGCGGGACUCGAGCGCAGCAGGAGACUGGGGCCGGGUUUUUCGCGUUACCGGUCGGCCGGACACCGCUGACACUUUCACCGUACUACGGUACCACAGUAGGGUGGUACCAGCGCCGGGCGCCCGGGAACAUGGCGUCGUACCGCCGCUUCUCGGACGAGAGCUACAAAAACUGGCUGAAAACCACGAUGAGCUUGCAGCUGCUCCGGGCCGGCUUGCGUCGCUUCGUGGAAGACGAAACCGAAACUUUCCACGACUCGCUGCGGAGCCGAGUGGGCGACGCGCGCUGUCACGCGAACUGUGACGUCAGGGGCCAACCGCUCAAGGUUCCGCCUGUUUGUGAAGCUUGUCGGCUGUGGAGAGAUGAAAUCUUGGAAAAUCACAGCAAUAAAAAUGGGAGGAUAUACUGGAACAACUGCAGACCUUUCAAGUGGUCAUCAGAGAAAUGGGAGGUGGCAAAGGUUUACAUGCCGGGGGGAAACAGGGCGCACAGCAGAAUUGAUCAGUUUGACAUCUCGGCAAUACUCAAUCUCAUGACGUUUUGCACGCAUUUCCAGAGAUUUGUGAAAAAACUAAUUCUGACAGAGGUAACCAACGUGAGGAACCAGAUGAUGCACUCACCUGAAAUGAAGGUGAAGAAAGAGGAAAUGGAGCAGCAUCUCAAGAAAAUCUUGGAACUGGCCGAACGCCUCCAGAUGCACGCUCCAGAGAUGGAGAAGCUGAAGGAGGAGAUAGCACAGCUCCAAAACACAGAACUGAGCAUUAUCCUCGAGGGCCUGGAUCGUUCUGGUGCUACCCCUCAAAGAGAAAUUAUUCAGAAUCUACUGAGUGUGCAGAAGAUGCAAGACUUGGAGCAGCAAGUUCUGAAGGAAAAGAUUGAAUUCCUCAGUCGCUGCCUUGAGGAAGGCAAAAAUACGAGCAUAGAAGUUGAAGGCUUGAGGGAUUUCCUGGAUCAGAACAAGGACUUGCUGGAGGAGCUACGUCCACAGGUGGAGCAGCUGAAUGAGAUCCAGCAGAAGGUCCAGCAACAUGACCAGCAGCUAAGUGUUCUGACCGAGAAAGUCGAGAACCUUGAAAGGAUUAACAAUGAACCAGUUUUCAGUGCAGAUGCAACGAGGUACAAAAACCAUCUGCUAGAACUGGCUACGAAGAAUCAGUGGCCAACUCCUACAUUCUCAGAAAUACCCAAAGCUCAAGGUUACACAGGAAAGGUGGAGGUGAAUGGGCAAACAUUCACUGGGCAUCUCAUCCACCGCAAUAUUAAAGCCGCUCAUCAGGAGGUGUCCAAACUGGCUCUGGAGCAGCUGUCUUCCUCCACCCAGUCAUUACAGAUCACAGAGGCCUGUGCAUCAGUCCCGCCAGAUAAGCAGUCAGCCUCCCCAUAUUUCAGUAGUGUGACUGUUUUUCUCAACACUGACAUCAGUUCAUCUGAAGGGGAUUGUGGGAAGGAGGAGGCCACUGAGUCGGCUUACAAGAAUCUGGCUGUAAUGCUUGGCACUGAUGAGCUCAUCCCACACUCGUCGUAUAAGUUGGAAAUCCAGCAAUAUUUUUCGAAAUGUGGCUUCCGAAAACCAGAAGAAUUUUUCCGCACUGAUGCCAAUGGGAAGAUUUUCUGUGUGCUGAAACUCUUGGGGCCUUUUACGUUUCAAGGGCAAGAAGGUUCAACAAAAAAACGGCAUGCAGAGCAACAGGCAGCUAAAGUGGCUCUACUGAAGCUGUCUGGGGUGCUCGGCCAAAAGGCAGUUUCUGGAGACAAUUAUAAAGGUGCCCUGAAGGAGCUGCUAGAGGGAAGGGGACUAAAGCCCCCUGAGUACACAGACAUUUUGACCAGUGAGGCACUGGUGGCAGAAGUGGGAUCAUCUACAUCUCAGAAUGCCGGCUCUUCUCAAAAUGAACUGGCCCAAAAUCUGCCUGCUGAGAUUCCACAGGAGCUGCAGAGCAAGGCAACUGACCAGUCAAGCAUUCGUACUGAUUGUCAACUGCAUCCUGUAACACAAGCUGUCAACACUGAGUCUGCAGGAAGCGGACAGUUUUACGUUGCUGUUAAAGUGCCUGUGAAGAGAGUGCUUCAGGGACCUGAGGCUCAAACCAAGGAGGAUGCAAUUCGGGCAGCUUACACACCCCUGGGAGAAGCUUUUGGACUUGGAAACCUAACAUCAGCGUCCUCUGCUAGUAGUAUUAGGGGAAUAGUCCAUGACUUCUUCAGCAAGGCUCAAUGUCAGUGUGCUGAGGACUGUGGGAUCACAACGGAAGGAAAGUUCAUUUGCAAACUGGACAUCUGUGGGGAUUUUACUUUCCAAAACCAAGAGGGAACAUCCAGAAAGCAGCAGGCAGAGCAAGAAGCAGCUAAGGAGGCUCUUACACAACUAGCAACAGUCCUGGAUUGCGAUUUGUCUGAUGCUAAUGGGAAUUACAAGGGUAAACUGCAAGAGCUGCUGGCCAAACAAGGUGAAAUGCCAUCAUAUCAGACCUUGGAUGGACCUGGAGUCACUGAACCAAGCAAGAAAAGAAAAGCUGACCCCACAUCAAUGAGCGUAAGUACUGAAGAGACAUUGUCAGUCGGCGAUGCAGGAAAUAUGACAAUGCCAUCUGUUCACAGAAGUCAGCUGUCUUCUUCAAAGAAAAUACGGAAUACAGAAUAUGUAUGUGGGACACAGAUACAGAGAAUGCUGCGGAUUUCAGGUUUCAAUCCAUCAUCUGUGAAAGUGGAAGAUCUCACUUCAACGGAGCAGUUUGUGUUUAAUGUGAAGAUCCGCCUUGAUGACUUCACCUAUCAGAACCAACAAGGCCAUGGUUCCAAAAAGGACGCCAUCCGCAACACGUAUUUGAAAUUUGGCCAGGCACUUGGCAUCUGUGAAUCGAGCACAGCAGAGAAUGAGUGUAUAGCGACCGUGAAAGAUUAUUUUAAAAAUAAGUCUUUCAGUCUUCCUUGUGAGGAGACGAAGCAAGAAAAGGACAAGUUCUUCGGCUUACUCAGCGUGAGAUCCUUUUCCUAUGAGUGUGAGGGAAAAGGGCCAUCUGAGCAGACAGCGAGACAGGAAGCCUCCUCCCAGGCUCUCUAUCAACUUGCCUGCUUCUUCAAUCAUGAGACAGCCGUGAGAAUGAUGAGUAAUAAGGAUGCUGAGCACAACCUGGGUCUCACGCUGAAGGAGCAUAACCAGUCAGACCCCAGUUUCCAGCACGCAGCCACUCAGUACAGCAUCACCGUCAAACUUUGCUUCUCUAAUUUUACCUUGGAAAGCAAGGAGCAGAGUAAGAAAUCUGCGCGGAAUAAACUCUGUGCCCAGAUCCUUGGACUUCUUGGCGAGGGUGACAAUGAAACCAGCAUCAGCGCUUCAGUGAGAAAUCAAGUUGAUGACUGGUUUAAGAAAAGAGGACUUUCACCGCCCCUGUUUGAUGACACAAGUGAAGGGGCGAAGGUGACAUUCACUGUCACGUUAUCCUUCUCCCAUCCCGGAUGGGAAAGUUCUGUAGAGGCUGCUGAAAAGAAACUGGUGGGUGAGAUGAUGGUACGACUCCGACACCUUGCUGAAGAGGCUGCCGUCUAGCUUCUCCGAUCACGUGACCAGUGAAGAGAGGCAGUAACAUGGUUUACUAUGAUGAUGGUGAUGAUGAUGAUGGCUAUAAUAUUAUUAUCAUGAUUAUUAUUUAGGUGAUGCCUCUGUCAAAGGCAAUUUACAGGUUAUACAAUACAGGUCAGAAAGGUGGUUUCAAGGUGGCUGGAUAACCAGCUGAACACAUAUUAUCCACAUUAAAACUAGAAAUGUCCAACUUAAAAUCUCACUGUGGGUGGUGUGAGAGGACAGGGGUUCUAUCCGCAAUCAGUCUGUAUGGAGUUUCCAUGUUCUC